Molecule: messenger RNA, 3459 nt
Organism: Rhodamnia argentea
Lineage: Eukaryota; Viridiplantae; Streptophyta; Magnoliopsida; Myrtales; Myrtaceae
Product: phosphoinositide phosphatase SAC3
Exons: 16
Coding region: 617-3100 (827 amino acids)
Biological process (GO): phosphatidylinositol dephosphorylation
Cellular component (GO): intracellular membrane-bounded organelle
Molecular function (GO): phosphatidylinositol-3,5-bisphosphate 5-phosphatase activity
Source: RefSeq, a predicted model, not a curated record
CACCAUCAUCACCACCAUCAUCAUCAAUCAUAACUCCCUCCCCCUCUCUCUCUCUCUCUUCUUUCUCUCUCCUUUGGACACUCGCCUCUUUUCUCGAACCUCCCAUCUCCGUCCUCUCCUUCCCGAGCCUCUUCUCUCUCUCUCUCUCUCGAUCGAUCUCGAGGCUCGAUCUUCUCUCCAACGCGGAAUCUGCUGGUGGAAAGAGGAAUCGGGCGUUCUCCGAUCUCGGCCAUUGCGCUCUCGAGUCAGGAGGAUCGCCUGCGGUCUGGCGCGAGGCUUUCCGGCGGUUCGCCCUCGUUCCGCGCGUCGGUGAAUGGAAGCGGAGGAGUAGCGGCGGCGGCGGCGGCGUCUCGAGGUCGGAGGUGAAUUGGAGAUUGGUUGAUUACGGAGCUUGAUUGGAAGAUGCUCUACCUGAAGCAGCCGAGCUCGGUGUUGUGCAUGGGGAGUAGCGAUAGCUGUCGUUUCCGUUGUUGUUCUUCGUUGUGUGGAUUGGUUGUAGGGUGAAAAGGGCGAGGUCCUCGAUUCCGCGUCUGGUGCAUGCUUUUCUGAUAAUUUCCCUGAGCCUGUGGCUCGGGGAAGGACCUGAACGGAGGUCAGGGAGAGGUGUUUGCGAAGAAUGGCUCUGUGUGCCGAGAUUGAGAGCUCUUUUCGCUCUCACGAAGCCUGUAUGCAGAAAUUCAGGCUCUACGAGACUCGAUCGAUGUUCUACAUGAUAGGGAGGGACAAGAGUAGGACAUAUUGGAGAGUCCUUAAGAUUGAUAGACUGGAUCCAUCCGAGCUAAACAUUCUAGAAGAUUCUACCACUUAUACUGAGCUUGAAUGUUCUGACCUGUUAAGGAGAAUACACGAGGGUAACAUAUCUACUGGAGGAUUGAAAUUUGUGACGACUUGCUACGGGAUAGUUGGGUUCAUUAAAUUCUUAGGACCGUACUACAUGCUGCUUAUAACAAAGCGAAGAGAGAUAGGUGCCAUCUGUGGUCAUACUGUGUAUGCCAUCUCGAAGAGCGAGAUGAUUCCCCUUCCAAAUUCCACUGUUCGUUCCAAUUUACCUAAUUCGAGGGAUGAAGACAGAUACAAGAGGCUCCUAUGCACAAUUGACCUCACAAAGGACUUCUUUUUUAGCUACUCAUUCCAUGUUAUGCGUAGCCUACAAAAGAACUUUUGUGAUAAUGAGGCUGGGCACGUUCUCUACGAGACCAUGUUCGUCUGGAACGAAUUCUUAACUCGGGAAAUUCGGAAUCACCUCAAAAACACGAUGUGGACGGUUGCUCUAGUGUAUGGUUUCUUUAAACAGGCUACACUUUCUGUUGCAGGAAGAGACUUCACAUUGACUCUUAUUGCAAGACGUUCACGACAUUAUGCUGGCAUGAGGUACCUGAAACGAGGGGUAAAUGAAAAGGGCAAAGUAGCUAACGAUGUGGAGACAGAACAGAUAGUGUAUGAGGGUGUCCCUGAAGGCCUUCCCGUGCAAAUAACUUCUAUUGUCCAGAAUCGUGGGUCAAUCCCUCUUUUCUGGUCACAGGAAACUUCCCGUUUGAACCUUAAACCAGAUAUAAUAGUGUCAAAGAAGGACCAGACUUAUGAAGCCACCCGACUUCAUUUUGAAAAUCUUGUCAGCAGAUAUGGAAAUCCUAUAAUUAUUUUAAACCUGAUUAAGACGGAAGAGAAGAAGCCUCGAGAAUCCAUUCUUCGUGCAGAGUUUGCCAAUGCAAUUGAUUUUAUUAAUAAAGACUUGCCUGAGGAAAAUUGUCUGAGGUUUCUUCACUGGGACCUACACAAGCAAUCUCGGAGCAAAGCUACAAAUGCACUGUUACUUUUGGGCAGAGUGGCCACUUAUGCAUUAACGUUAACAGGUUUCUUCUAUUGUCAAGUAUCCCCAGCCUGGAGACCUGAUGAUUGUCUAAAACGGUCUUCUUUAGAGAAAGUUAAUAAUGGCGGCUUGACUUCAAGGGAUCUUGGUGAGAAUGAAAAUGACUUGGGAGAUCUUUUAGAGAGAAAACCUAGUGAAGGUGACAACUUAAUAAAUGGAGAUCAUUCUGGAAAGCCUCCUAUGUUCCAAAGAGGGGUACUAAGAACCAAUUGCAUCGAUUGUCUGGAUCGAACAAAUGUUGCGCAAUAUGCAUACGGAUUGACUGCUCUAGGUCACCAACUUCAUGCCCUUGGAGGUAUAGACUGCCCCAAAAUAGACCUUGGUGCUCCUUUAGCUGAUGAAUUGAUGGGGUUCUACGAGAGCAUGGGGGACACACUAGCUCAUCAAUAUGGUGGCUCAGCGGCUCAUAACAAGAUAUUCUCUGAGAGACGGGGUCAGUGGAAAGCAGCCACUCAAUCGCAAGAGUUCUUCAGAACUUUGCAACGAUAUUACAACAAUGCUUACAUGGAUGCUAUGAAACAGGAUGCAAUAGAUGUAUUUUUGGGGAAUUUCCAGCCAGAUAUUGAUAAGCCUGCAGUCUGGGAGCUGGAUUCUGACCAGCCCUCUGGUUCUGGGAGGAAUGGAGAGGCGGAUGUCGACAAAGAUGAAAGGUCAAUUUUCAAGAGAUGCAUGUCAGAUGGAAAUAUUCUUCGAGAAACAAGCCCGUUAAUGUCAACUACGAAGAUCGAGCCGGAAAAGAUUUGUGGUUCAGUUUUACCUGAUCGAUCAGAGGAAGCUAGGAGAGCACUCAGCGAGUCGUCACCUGACAUUUCAACCUCAGAGAGUGAAAUAACUUUUACGAGGUACACUCCUUCAAUGCCUCGGACACAGCUAUUUGGAGAUGUACAGCGAGAAAACAAUCAUAUCUACUACUCUGAGUAUGGAGAUGCAACGAAUUUCUCCAACUUCCUUGAUCUAGAUUGGCUCUCAUCAUCAGGAAACUCAUGUGAGGAGGAGCCUUACGAAAGGUCAUCAAUUCUCACAAGCUCUCCUGUUGCCGGAUUGUCAUCUGAGAAUGUCAUGUAUGGAAUUGGGGCGACCCCAUCUACAAGUGAUUCCAGCAUGAAGGGAAGGGAGCAUGCUGCAACUGAGCUAUCGUAUCGUAACUCCUCCCAUACUUCUGAUGUGUUGGAGGAAUUUCCAGAUGGCUUUGUACAAUGGGUAACCAACGGGGAGGCACUCUGCCACUGAAGCCCAGCCGAUUCCCUCAAGGUUCUUCUCGUGUUCCCGUUUUUUGAACUUGUUCCGAUCUAUUACAGAGGUAAUGCAUCAAAUGGAUGAUAUAGGACUGUAUACCUAACACGAGGACUUGGAGGGAGAAAAAAACGGAUCGGCUUCAGUAUUUUCGUUAGUCCUGGUUGAGUGACCUGAUUGAUUAGUACAAAAGAGUAAAUAGCAACGGUUAGAAUUCUUUCUGGAGCUCUUCAUUUUCGUCUACUUAACAAUUUCAUCCAGGGACUCAGUAGGUCGAGCUUGUAAAUAUCUAUCUGCUUUCACUCUGUGAGCUCGGCUUCUUUUAAGCCGCAGAUAAUUGAUUCUUUAUUCCUUGA